Molecule: messenger RNA, 3690 nt
Organism: Verticillium alfalfae VaMs.102
Lineage: Eukaryota; Fungi; Ascomycota; Sordariomycetes; Glomerellales; Plectosphaerellaceae
Product: copper-transporting P-type ATPase
Exons: 4
Coding region: 1-3690 (1229 amino acids)
Cellular component (GO): membrane
Molecular function (GO): metal ion binding; transporter activity; ATP hydrolysis activity
Source: RefSeq, a predicted model, not a curated record
AUGGGUUCCGGGUGCUGCUCAGGCGAUAACAUCGCCCCUCGUGGAGACUCGUCUCCUGCCGUUGUUGCAGCCAGCACUGGCUGCUUUGGCACCACUGACACUGGGCCUGGUGCAGAUCCCGCCAAGUCGUGUUCUUCUUCUCUGACCUCGGAGGUCGACGACAAGGACAACGACUGCAAGGAAGGCGGUUCCUGCUGUGGCAAUAAACCUACUAAACCAAAUCUCAACGCCUGCCAAGACGAUUGCUGCUCUGACUCAAAGGAAACCAGUCUCGAUAAACCGGUUUCUGAUGGCUGCAAGGACGGCUGCUGUUCUGUUGAAUCCAGGGAGGCCGGUCCCGUCAAAACAGCCCUUGACGCCUGCAAAGACGGCUGCUGUGGUGAUCAGCCUAAGGAGGUCGGAUUCGUCCAACCAACCCCUGACGCCUGUAAAGACGCCUGUUGCUCUGAUCCAAGGGAGGCCAGCCUUGAUAAAACGGCUCCCUCCGACUGCAAGGAUGGUUGCUGUUCUGUUGAGUCGAAGGAGGUUGUUCCCGUUAACAUAGUCCCUAAUGCCUGCCGAGACGGUUGCUGCUCUGAUUCAAAGGAAACCAGUCUCGAUAAAACAAUUUCGGAUAUCUGCAAGGACAAUUGCUGUUCUGUUGAACCGAAGGAGGUCGCUCCCGUCAAAACAGCCCCUGACGCCUGCAAAGACGCUUGCUGUGGCGAUCAGCCCAAGAACAAGAACCUCAGCGAAGAAACCGCCAAAUCAUGUGAGGACGCCUGCUGCGCCGACGAAAAUGGUGCUUGUUCGACAGAAAAACCAGCUGCUUCUUGCAGUGAUGGAUGCUGUGAUAAGAAGGCUCAGGCAAACACCUGCGAAAGUCAGACAAAGGCUUCCGCAGGCUGCUGUGGCGGCGAGAAAGAUGCUUGCGGCAACGAGAACCGCUCGCCCAGCAUCAGCUCCGAUGCAACCACUUGCUGCGAAGACGAGGAAAAGUGUGACGAAAAAUGCAUUUGGGCCGUCGCGGCCAUGGAGUGCGAGAAGGCUUGCGACGAGGAUAUCGAUCACAACGAAGCCGAAGGCCACCACCAUGCCCACGACAAAGACGGCCAACACCUUAACUCCGCUUGUACAUCCCAUCUCCAGAGCGCAAUGAGCCGCUACGAAGCAUACAUCGAACAAGCCCGAUGCAUCUGCCGCAGCAUCUUGAACAGUGGCCUCACCCAGACCUCCUGCUGUGCUGCUCGUAGGGCGGCUGCUCCUCAGGCCAAAAACAAGGUGACCUGCUCCAGCGGUGUAUCGACUUCCAAGACGAGCAGAACGCUCCGACAGGAGCCGCAGGCCAAGUCGCAAUGCGGAAGCAAAACCGAUGACUUGCCCAUCACCACCGCGAAGGUGAACGAGUCUAGCUGCUGCACUACUCAAAAACAAAGAGCAAACGCACCAAAUGUCGCAGCCAGGGCCUCGCCCCCUGAUCUCCGCGGAUCCCGGGAGAAGCAGAAGGAUCUCGAGGAGUGCUCUGGUAUCGAGAUGGUCGCCGUCAGCGUCAACGGCAUGACUUGUUCAGGCUGCGGCGACAAAUUGACGCGAAUUCUCAAGGCUACUCCGGGUGUCUCUGAAGUACGCGUCAAUUUCGUCAUGAGCAACGCCGACUUCAGUGUCGACUUAUCUGUCAACAAAGCCAAGGACGUCAUCAAAGCUGCUGAGGGUUCGACUGGUUUUCAGAUAACCCGACUGGCAGGCGGGGACUUUCACCUCGAUGUAUUGGCCUCGGGACUUGCCGCAAGAGCCUUCGUCGACGAGCCAACGGAUGGAAUCAUGGAUGCCAUGAUCCUCGACAAGAAAACCGUGAGGCUGUCGUAUGAUCCAAGUUUUAUCGGCGCCCGCGAUUUGUUUGACAAGAUUCACGAUCGCACGGAGGGUCUCGCGCCACCUCAGGCCGACCCGUCUUUGGCGAGUGGGCGCAAAAGAUUAUUCGACCAGCUACUGAAGACUUGUUUGGCCGCUGUAUUGACCAUCCCGGUCGUGGUACUUGCAUGGGGCGACAACCUCGUUGACGACAAGACCAGAGCCUAUGUGUCGAUCGUCCUGGCAACGCUCGUGCAGUUCAUCGCGGUACCCGAGUUUUACCAACCAGCGCUCUCCGCUCUUGUUUUCAGUCAUGUUCUCGAGAUGGACAUGCUAGUCGUCAUAAGCAUCACAGCAGCAUAUCUAUACUCGAUUGUUGCCUUUGGUUUUCGCAUGGCCAACAAACCGCUGGAAACAAAGGAGUUCUUCGAGACCAGUACCCUGCUCAUUACCUUGAUCCUUCUCGGCCGUCUGAUUGCAACAUAUGCCAGGGUCAAGGCUGUUGGGGCUGUGUCCAUGCGAUCUCUGCAGUCCAGCAAUGCAGUAUUGGUGGAAGAAGGCAAGGACCUUGAGAUUGAUGCCCGUCUUCUUCAGUACGGCGACACAUUCAAGAUUCCGCCGCACAGCCGUGUGGUGACGGACGGGUUUGUGCUCUCAGGCCACAGCGAGGUCGAUGAGUCGAUGCUGACAGGCGAGUCAAUCCCUGUCCCCAAGCAAUCGGGAGACUACGUCAUUGCUGGAACGGUCAACGGCGACGGGGUCAUCACCGCCCAGCUCACUCGUCUCCCCGGCAAGAACACGGUCACAGAUAUUGCACAGAUGGUCGAGGAGGCCACCAAUUCGAAGCCCAAGAUUCAAGACCUAGCCAACAAAGUGGCCAGCUGGUUUGUGCCAGUAGUUUCUGCCGUUGCUGUCCUUGUCGUUAUCAUCUGGGUCGUGAUCGGUCUUCGUGUACGCAACGAGAAGACCGGCAGGGCUGUUGCUGACGCCAUCACGUAUGCUGUGGCGGUACUUGCUGUAUCUUGUCCCUGUGCUCUCGGCCUGGCCGUUCCCAUGGUCCUUGUCAUUGCAGGCGGCAUCGCUGCCCGAGGUGGAAUCAUCAUCAAGUCAGCAGACUGCACUGAAAGUGCUCGUAAGUGCACUGAUGUCAUCUUUGACAAGACAGGUACCAUCACCGAGGGCGACUUGUACGUGGUGGCCGAGGAGGUUUCGAGUGGUGCCGACGAGGAAGAAGCUCUUGCACUUGCCAAGGCUCUCGUCGCGGGGGGUAAACAUCCCGUGUCAGCAGCGACAGAGAGACAUCUCGAAGGCCGCGCGGUCCAAUCCCUUGCCGCUGUCAUCGAUGUUCGUGUUGUGCCUGGCGCAGGGGUCGAGACAAGGUUCAACGACGCGGUGGGCAUCCCGGCAGACAAAGUGGCGGCGGAGAAGGACUCCGUCGGAGAAGCGCGACUACGUGGCGGCCGUCAUGGAAGACAGGCGCAAGUACGUCAUAUUCUGCGGAGACGGGACCAACCGACGCGGUCGCAGUGGCGGAGGCGCACGUCGGCGCGCAGAUGGGGGGUACCGCUCUCAUCGAGCGACGUGACGCAGGGCGCAGCCGACGUGAUCCUCUUGGCGGGCCUCGACGGGAUUCCGUUCCUCCUCGACGUCAGCCAGGCCUCGUUCAACCGCAUGGUGUUCAACUUUGCGUGGUCGGCGGUGUACAACGUGCUUGCAAUUCUGCUGGCGGCCGGGGCGUUUGUGCGCGUUCGAAUCGAGCCGGCGUAUGCUGGCUUGGGCGAGAUUGUCAGUGUGCUGCCGGUGAUACUUGCGGCGCUGUCGAUGCUUCUGCUCAACAUUCGCGGCAAGCACCAGCAGUAG